Messenger RNA from Lentinula edodes (shiitake mushroom), 1029 nucleotides. RefSeq names its product porphobilinogen deaminase, dipyromethane cofactor binding domain-containing protein. The record is from RefSeq and is a predicted model, not a curated record. Gene Ontology annotation, molecular function: hydroxymethylbilane synthase activity. Gene Ontology annotation, cellular component: cytoplasm. Bases 1 to 1029 code for a protein of 342 amino acids. Lineage: Eukaryota; Fungi; Basidiomycota; Agaricomycetes; Agaricales; Omphalotaceae. Gene Ontology annotation, biological process: heme biosynthetic process. The transcript is spliced from 3 exons.
AUGUCCAACUCUUCUAGGACAUUUGUCUUAGCCUCGAGGGGCUCCCAACUAGCCCAAAUACAAACCAAUCUUGCUAUGGAUAACAUGAAAUCACUUUUUGCUAGUUCUAAAGCGGACGCAAUACCGAAAUUUACUACAUCGUUCAUGUCUACUGCAGGCGAUAAAAACCAAUCCCAAGCCUUGUACCUGCUCGGAGGAAAGGCCUUGUGGACGAAGGAACUCGAAGUCGCGUUGAUUGAGCGCGAAGUUGAUAUGCUCGUCCAUUCGUUCAAGGAUGUACCGACGGUUUUGCCCGAGGGAUGUAUUAUUGCUGGAAUCAUGGAGCGAGAGGAUCCUGUGGACAGCCUCGUAGUGAAGAAAGGUAGUCCUUGGAAGACACUGGAUGAUUUACCAAAUGGAAGUAUUGUUGGGACAAGCUCUGUGAGGCGGGUCGCACAGUUGAAAAGAAAGUACCCCGAGUUGGUUUUCCAAGACGUGCGAGGAAACCUAAACACUCGUAUGGCUAAACUCGAUGCGCCAGAAGGCCCUUACGCAGCCAUUGUCCUUGCCAAAGCUGGAAUGGUCAGACUAGGAAUGGGCAAUCGUCUUACAUCCGACCUGGCUCCUCCAUUACUCUACCACGCCGUCUCUCAAGGAGCAUUGGCGAUCGAAAUACGGUCAAACGACGAGGAAUCUCUCAAAAUAUGUCAGCAAAUCACGCAUCGGGAGACUGCCUUGUGCUGUCUCGCAGAACGAGCUUGCUUGAGAAAGUUGGAAGGUGGAUGCAGUGUUCCUGUUGGCAUCGGAUCAUCACUGGAUGGUAAUGUACUGACGAUUACUGGUUGUGUAACGGCCUUAGAUGGAAGCAAGCAUGUCGAGCAUACAAUAACAGAGACGGUGGCCAGCGAAGAACAAGCCGAGGUGGUGGGGACGAAGUUAGCCAUAACACUUAUUGAGACGGGAGCAAAGGAAAUUCUGGAUGAUAUUACAGUCGAUAGAGAGAUGAAGAUCAAAUUGGCCCAGGAGAAAGAUGAGAAGAUUGCAACAUAG